Molecule: messenger RNA, 2295 nt
Organism: Mytilinidion resinicola
Lineage: Eukaryota; Fungi; Ascomycota; Dothideomycetes; Mytilinidiales; Mytilinidiaceae
Exons: 3
Coding region: 117-1847 (576 amino acids)
Source: RefSeq, a predicted model, not a curated record
CUUGGAUUGACUCGAUCCUCGCAUGGUCGGCGUCAACGUUGACGGCAGACCGCCUUGAACAACUUGAUAGCCACCUUAAAAGUCUCGCCGACGACUGGCAAUCCCAGGAACCAAGAAUGCUGGAGAUCGUACUGAGGUCUAAGAACAGCGAUGUAUAUGACGUCGUUGCGUCCCUAGUAUCUCUACUAGAACAGACUAAUUCCGCCAAAGGCCCAACUGCGAUGGACCGAUUCGAAAGGGAGAGUGACAUGGAAAGCCCAUUCUCAUUAUUUACGACGCGCAGGUCCCGACCGGAGCUCAGAACCCCUAUGGAACGGCUACUGAACGAAAGCUCCACGGACGUCUGGAAUGCGGAGAAUGGCAAGAUUAUCAAGGACACAACUCGUGCGAAGUGGAAGAUGCAUAACCAUCAAAUGAGCGUACUGAGCGUGCUCUAUGUCGGACAAUUCCUGAGUUACCCUACAAGAAUAUUGAGCAGCUAUGAAGUUCUCCCUCAGGCAUUUAUGGCGCAACUCGGUUUUGAAAAUUCGAAGCAUGCACGUUUCGUUCAGUUUGACAGAGAACCUAGGAUGAUAGUCGUCGGCACUGUGAAAAUGCCUUUGCGCCUUUCUGGAUUCGUAAAGUUGAACAGCGCCAGCUCUAUUCAAUCAGUGGAAGCACGCCACGAGCAAUCUCGGUCGGAAGCUUGGGAACAUCCCCACUCCCAUUCCAGGGCUGUAUCGAAUUCGGUGGUCAACGGCCCAUCGGAGACUUCCGCCGCAGAUUUGUUAAGGACGAAGGACUCAACUGUUGUCUCAGGUACAUCACGCCUCGCGCUACCCGUUGCAGACCUGGUUAUUUCACCGCCAAUUCGGGAAUGUACACAGGGAGCGGCAUCUGCCAGCUCUUCCAAUACUACAGGGCCGACUGCCGACUCAGCGAAUUCAACCCAAUCAAGAGGUACUACCAAGACUCAGCCAUCUUGCACAAGCAGUGGUGACUCUAGCAACGAUGCAGAUGGCAGGCCCCCACCAGGGCCACCAUCCACUUCGAGUGCCCAUGGUAGUGCAAGAUUCGCAUGCCCACGGCAGAUGCACUCUAUGAUGCAUAAUUUAAGCCUAUGCUCCUACUCCGGUGUCGGAUGGCCUAACAUGUCGGAGGUCAUCAAACAUCUCAAACGAGCGCAUAGCAUCAGCAUUUGGCAAUGCAAGCAGUGCCACGAGUACUUUCGUAAUUUAGAUGUAUUCCAAGGUCACAACCAGGAACCUCGUCCGUGCCUUCGAACUCACAAUCGCGGGGUUAUGAAUCAAGGCCGAUUGUGGAGGCAGCUGUACCAGCUCUUGUUCCCUGGUGAAACGGUCGUACCAGACCCCUACUACGAAUCAGGGGCCAUCAUCUUGAAGAAUUCGAACGUGGGUACGGACAUAGGAGGUUUCUCGAUUACUCCAGAACCACACCCUGGCUUUCCCGUAGACGGUGAUCAAGAUAGGGCCCUCGAGCAAACCGUGGAACGUCUACGUGAUGACCUUGUCAACGUUCUUCGACCAAAUAUAAGUCGCACGCCAGAACGCCGAAGACAACAUCUGGAGCAGACAGUCCUCGCCUUGCAGGUGCUUAUUGCUCAAAUAACAUGCCCAGAAUACUUGCAACCGCGUUCGGAUGUUGGCGCGAGUGGGCUAGACGCAGCAAUCGAGGCACCUGACACCGUACCUAGGCCAACGGGGCUGGAGUUUGACGCCGUAGACACCAUGGAUCUGGAAUUUGACCCCUUACCAAAUCUCUGGGGUGAGUAUGGGGGUAAUCUCGGGGAGGCGGACGAUUCUGCGAUGUAUGGUCAUGAUCUCGAAGAAGGAGACCUCAAUUAUUAGCCUUCCCUCAAACCAUUCCAGUUUUGAGCCCUGAGCGACGGCGCGACGCACAGACCUCCAUAUUUCUCGCUAUCGAUAGAUAAAAGAUUGCACGAAUGAACGGUACUAUUGAACUAACUAGACAAGACUGCUGGCUUAUACAGCAGUGAACCGUGGCUCUAAAGAUGUCCGGACCAAGGAUCGUCUCUUUGAUUUGAUUGAUGGCUGGAGUCAACCUGGGUACCCUGCUUCUUCACAAUACCAUAAAGAUACCCUAGCGGUCUUUGUGAUAUCUGAGCUUUCAACUUUUAUUCGUAUCUGAGAUUCCAUUUAUUUAGAACGUUGAAGCUACGAGGAUAGCGGGACAGUGUCCGCUAAAUACUUAUUGACUCAAAUGGGAGAGGAAGGGAUAUCAGGAGAGAAUAGAUGUGUGGUGCGACGAGCACACCAGACAGAACAUGUUAGCUGC